AUGGGCACGACCCCUGGUGACCCGGAGGAUGUUCGACCAUCGUGGAGAGCAGAUGAUGAAAUGAGAAGCCCACCGCUGCAAACAAGCGGAACCCAGCAGGAUAUGAUGCUUCGCGCAGUCAGGCAAAGCUUGUCGCUCGCCCAGUCGUACCUCCCCGAGGUUGAGAGUCUACUGGCGCGCAUUCAGGACAGAGCCAAGCCGUCUCAGGCGACUGGACUCCCGGCAUUCGUGCGUCAUCUGAGAGGGACGGAAAAGUCUCUUACACUGGCGCUCUCGGAACUGCGCGGAGCAUCGUUGGAUGCGGAUGCCCUGACGAGACUGGAAAAGAAGCUCGCGACGGGAUCCAUCGACGUGUCCCGUGGCGCGAUGCACUGGGACAUGCUCAAGCGAUGCCGCUCAUUAGUCGCCGUCAACCAGGUCUUUCAAGGGUCCGCAUCCGAGGCCCGUAAGAAGGAGGUGGCGCGCAUGACGCUCAGCGGGCGGGAGAAGCAGCAGCUGCACCGCGCCUUGAAGGAGCAGGCCAAGGUCGAGGUCCACGUCGUCGAGGGCGGCGGCGAGUGGCUCGACAUCAAGACGCUGCGCCCGGACCGGCUGGCGAGGCAGAUGACGGACGGCGGCUGGGGCUGGGGCGAGCACGAGGUCGGCGACGACAUUGACGAGCGCGAGUGGGAGGACAUUCCGCUGGCCAGGCACGUCAGGCGGCUGGUCGCCGCGGCCCGGCUCAACCGGCACGAGUACCGCUUCCCGCGGGUGCGGCUUGUGCUGCCCAACCUCGGCCGCGGGAACAAGGACGUCGGUGCCCUGCUCGACCAGCUUUCGCGCGUGGACCCGCUGGUGCAGGUGACUCUGGACGACGGCGGCUCGGCCUUUUUGGCCAACGGCAAGUCUCGGCCGCUCGACGUCGCCAUCGAGAGCCUCGUCGGGGACGAGCACGAGGGCCUGACUGCGACGCUCAACAUGGACCAUACCAUCCUCGUGGAUCUCGUCUCGGACCUGACCCAUCUCCGUCUUCAGCCGCAGCCGUGGCAGGCAUCCACGACGAGGGCGCAGAUCCUGGAGGAGACGCAGCACGGCGGGCUCAUGACGCGGACGCUGUAUCCCAUCCUAGACGGACGAGCGCUUGUGUGCACCAAGGAGGCGGCCGAGCACUUCCACCAAGUCCUCGGCACCGUGGGCACGGCCACCGAACGCGAGCGCGCAAGGUACCUCGUGCCCGUCGACCCGGAAAUCCGCUGCACGCCGCACCAUGUGCUCCGGGCUCGCUUCCAGCGGCUGUCCGUCUACCCGCUGCCGGCAUCGGUGCAGGUGCCCAUCCGCGUUGUCGACGAGGACUGGACGUGGCCGUCGAUCUGCCGCGGCGUCGCCGAGGCGCGCCUCCCCCGCGUGGCGCUCGACGUCGCGCGCUGCGCAAACUUCAAGAGCGCCAAGCUCUCCAUCUUCAUGCACGGCUGGGCGACGGGCAUGGCGACGCUCACGUCCAACAAGGAGGUGCGCGGGCAGAUUCGGACAUGGGUCGAGGCGAACCGGCACGACGACGGCGAGUGCGGGCCUGCCAUCUGGAGGCUCGACGUGACCCGGAACCUGCUAGCCAAGAGCGCGACGCCUCCGGAGCAGGACCGGAGUGCCGGCAAUGGUGACUUGCAAGAAGACGGCGACUGGAUCGACACAAAGAGAGGGAAAGGAUGA
This is a messenger RNA of Hirsutella rhossiliensis, 1686 nucleotides long. RefSeq lists its product as uncharacterized. Bases 1 to 1686 code for a protein of 561 amino acids. NCBI's taxonomy places the organism in Eukaryota, Fungi, Ascomycota, Sordariomycetes, Hypocreales, Ophiocordycipitaceae. The transcript has a single exon. The record is from RefSeq and is a predicted model, not a curated record.